AUGGAGGCGCUCCUCAAGUGGGCGGCCGAGCUGGGCGUCUCCGACUCGCCGUCGCCGUCGCCGUCGCCCCCGCCCCUAUCCUCCUCCCCCUCUGGAACCACCGCCUCCUCUUCGCCGUCCUCCUGCCUCGGCCGCUCCCUCGUCGUCGCCGACUUCCCCGACGCCGGCGGGAGGGGCCUCGCGGCGGCGCGCGACCUGCGGCGCGGCGAGCUGGUGUUACGCGCGCCCCGCGCCGCGCUGCUCACAAGCGACCGCGUCACGGCAGACGACCCCAGGAUCGCCGCCUGCGUCAACGCCCACAGGCCCCGCCUCUCCUCCGUGCAGAUACUCAUAGUGUGCUUAUUGGCUGAAGUGGGGAAAGGGAGGAAUUCUGUUUGGUACCCCUAUCUGUCUCAGCUACCCAGCUACUACACUAUCUUGGCUACCUUCAACGAUUUUGAAGUCGAAGCUCUCCAAGUUGAUGAUGCUAUUUGGGUUGCACAAAAGGCUAAAAGUGCCAUAAAAUCAGACUGGGAAAAUGCGACACCACUAAUGAAAGAAUUGAAAUUUAAACCUAAGCUUUUGAUGUUUAAAUCCUGGCUCUGGGCAUUUGCAACGGUGUCUUCUCGCACAUUACAUAUUGCAUGGGAUGAAGCUGGCUGCUUAUGCCCUGUGGGUGAUUUGUUCAAUUAUGCUGUUCCUGAUGAUGAUACUUUAUUGGAGGAAGAGGAUACAGCUGAACUUACGAAUUGCCAGCAGAAGAAUGAGAUGAACAAUUCAUCUGAGAGAUUAACAGAUGGUGGAUAUGAAAAUUCUAAUGCAUACUGUUUGUAUGCAAGAAAAAAAUAUAAAAAGGGAGAGCAGGUCCUCCUUGGUUAUGGAACAUACACAAACCUGGAACUUCUUGAACACUAUGGCUUUCUUUUGGGUGAGAACCCUAACGAGAAAACUUUCAUUGAGUUAGAUUUGGAUAUUUGCUCAGUUGGAACUUGGCCAAAAGAUUUGAUGUAUAUUCAUCCAAAUGGACACCCCUCAUUUGCAUUGUUAUGUGCAUUAAGGCUAUGGUCAACUCCCGCAAACCGUAGAAAGGCUGUCAGUCAUCAGAUUUACUCUGGAUCAAUGCUUUCGACUGAAAACGAGAUGGGGAUUCUGAAAUGGUUAAUCAGCAAAUGUGAAGAUACUUUGCAACAAUUGCCUACGACAGUAGAAUUUGAUGAAAGUCUGCUUGUCUUUUUACGCACAAUACAGAACAGUAGCAACUGCAGAACAGAUGUGAAGCGGUCAGGUUUUGAGCAGGAGUUUGCUGUGUUCCUCCGGGUCCAUCAAGUGGAGCUGGAUUGUUCUGGUAACAACCAACUCCCUGCUCGACUUCACAGAUCUCUGGAAAGAUGGGAACUAGCUGUCCAGUGGAGAUGUAACUACAAGAAGAUUCUGAAGAAAUGUGUUUCGUACUGUGAAAGUUUAGUUCACGAGCUUCCCUGCAACUAA
This is a messenger RNA of Miscanthus lutarioriparius, 1467 nucleotides long. The record is from the annotation of a GenBank genome assembly. NCBI's taxonomy places the organism in Eukaryota, Viridiplantae, Streptophyta, Magnoliopsida, Poales, Poaceae.